AUGGUGGACCCCGCGGUGCCAUACUCUCUGGUGCUGGCCGACGCGGCCGCCGCCAACCCGCUUGCCGCUGGCGGCAACGGCAGCAGCGCCUGCGAGGGCGCUGCUGACUUCGUGAUGGCCGACAACCCAGCCUAUGAACGCGGCUCUGCCCGCCGCGGCGACGAGAACAUGCCGCAGGCUGUUACGGCUGGGGUCAAGCGCUCCAUGGGCGGUCGCUCGCCCGGGGCAACUCCGGAGACGAGGAAGACGAGCAAGGCGCACCGCCGCGAGGCGGCAGCCAAGGCUGCCGCCAAGGCCGCCGCCAAGGAAGCGGACCUCGCCGCUGCCAACGAGGCGACGAUGCUGGAGCUCUCCCGCCUGCGCCCGGCGCGUGCUGCCAAGGCUGCACAGAGCGACACAUGUCCCGUUCCGCAGCAGAACGGUGUUCCAGCAGCCAAUGAGCAUAGCCUUCGGGCACUUGAUAAAAUUGGAACGAUACAGAGAAGAUUAGCAUGGCCCCUGCGCAAGGAUGACACGCUCUGCUCGAGAAAUGGUUCCACAAUUUUCGACCGCGGCUAA
This is a messenger RNA of Chlorella variabilis, 558 nucleotides long. RefSeq lists its product as hypothetical. The record is from RefSeq and is a predicted model, not a curated record. Lineage: Eukaryota; Viridiplantae; Chlorophyta; Trebouxiophyceae; Chlorellales; Chlorellaceae. The transcript is spliced from 3 exons. Bases 1 to 558 code for a protein of 185 amino acids.